CCUCUUGUUUGACAUGUAAUACACUCGUGUCUACCUGAUAGAAAAUUUUCUCUCCCUCCUCUCUCUGCGUGUAUGCGUAUAUGUAUAUAUAUCUUCUUGUUCGUUUACAGAAGUCACCCAUCAGCAGAUAGAGAGAAGGAGAGAGAUUAAAGAGAGAGAACUGCGGAAGCAGUGCAUCAAUGGAAGUUUUCACGCGGUUUAACAGGUUUCUCUUUCUCUCUGUUCUGCUUUUAUCUUCUUCCUCAUCCGAUCUGUAUAUCUCCGGUCGUGAGCUUCAAAAUCUGAGAGAGAAGACCUCUGAUAAUUACAAUAUUUCAUCUCCAUCGCCAUUUCCUUCGAACUUUCUCUUUGGCACUGCCUCUUCUUCUUACCAGUUUGAAGGUGCUUAUCUGAGUGAUGGUAAAGGCUUGAGCAACUGGGAUGUUUAUACCCAUAAACCAGGUCAUAUAGUUGAUGGAAGCAAUGGAGAUAUAGCUGUAGAUCAUUAUCAUAGAUACCUGGAAGACAUUGAUCUCAUGCAUUCACUUGGAACCAACAGCUAUAGAUUCUCAAUAUCAUGGGCAAGAAUUUUACCCAAGGGGAGAUUUGGAGGUGUUAAUAUGGCAGGCAUCAAUUUCUAUGACAAACUCAUCAAUGCCCUCCUGGUUAAAGGGAUCCAACCAUUUAUCACAUUAAGUCACUUCGAUUUUCCUCAAGAAAUGGAGGAUAGAUAUGGAAGCUGGUUAAGCCCUGAGUCACAGGAUGAUUUCGGGUAUUAUGCAGACAUCUGCUUCAGAUUCUUCGGAGACAGGGUGAAGUAUUGGGCAACCUUCAACGAGCCAAAUUAUCAAGUUCUUUUAGGUUACCAAUCCGGUAAAUUCCCACCAUCUCGUUGCUCGUUGCCUUCUGAAAAUUGCAGUCAAGUGAAUUCGGAAAAAGAAACCUUCAUCGCAGCCCAUAAUAUCAUUUUAUCACAUGCAACAGCUGCUGAUAUCUACAGGAAAAAGUAUCAGGAAAAGCAAGGCGGCAGCAUUGGGAUUGUUUUACAUGCUCUGUGGUUUGAACCCAUAAGCAACUCCACAGCUGAUAAAUUAGCAGCUGAAAGAGCCUGGUCCUUCUUUUUUAACUGGUUCUUGGACCCAAUUAUAUUUGGGAAAUACCCGUCAGAGAUGGAGAACAUUAUUGGAUCACUAUUGCCACAAUUUUCAAGCAAAGAAUUAGAUAAACUAAGGGCAGGCUUGGAUUUCAUCGGCAUCAAUCAAUAUACAGGUGUAUAUGUUCAAGACUGCCUUUACUCUGUGUGUGAACCAGGAACCGGAGCGUCCAAGGUUGAAGGAUUUGCCCAACAAAGCAAAGAAAAAGAUGGUGUCCCCAUUGGAGAACGUACGGAUGUGGAGUGGCAAUAUAUAUAUCCUCCAGGAAUGCAGAAGAGUGUCAACUAUGUAAAAGAGAGAUACAAUAACACGCCCAUGUUCAUCACAGAAAAUGGGCUUGGUGAGAUGCACAGUCCAAACUCCCCCAUUGAGAACUUUCUUAAUGACGUUAGAAGAGAGAAGUUUAUGGCCGACUACUUGGAUUCCCUGCAGACAUCAAUGAGAGAAGGUGCAGAUGUGCGGGGUUACUUUGCCUGGUCCUUGCUAGACAACUUUGAAUGGAGAUUUGGAUAUACUGUAAGGUUUGGACUUCACCAUGUUGAUUAUGCUACACAGAGAAGAACUCCUAAAAAGUCCGCAACAUGGUAUAAACAGUUCAUAGCAAAACAGAGAACAACCAGGUCCCAGAAGCAAUAGCAUGCUCAACAAGAACAAUCUUGGGAUAAAAUCAUAAUAAGUGUGCUUGUUUGUAACCCAUAAAUGACAAUAACAUGCUCUCGCAUGACAUCCUCAGACGUUUCUUAAUUGUUGAAAACUGAAUCAUACUUAGAAAACAAGCAAACUAUAAUAAAAUGGAUAAACAGUGGCUCUA
Messenger RNA from Carica papaya (papaya), 1944 nucleotides. It is a transcript of the gene BGLU47, whose product is annotated as beta-glucosidase 47. Lineage: Eukaryota; Viridiplantae; Streptophyta; Magnoliopsida; Brassicales; Caricaceae. Gene Ontology annotation, molecular function: beta-glucosidase activity. Gene Ontology annotation, biological process: carbohydrate metabolic process. The record is from RefSeq and is a predicted model, not a curated record.